Molecule: messenger RNA, 856 nt
Organism: Dermatophagoides farinae (American house dust mite)
Lineage: Eukaryota; Metazoa; Arthropoda; Arachnida; Sarcoptiformes; Pyroglyphidae
Product: oxysterol-binding protein-related protein 11
Cellular component (GO): cytosol; membrane
Molecular function (GO): sterol binding
Source: RefSeq, a predicted model, not a curated record
UUUGUUUUUCUGCUGGUUUAUCUCUUUAUCUCUUCAUUAUUAUUAUAUUUUCUAAUCAUCAAAUUGAGAUAUUUUUAUCAAAAUUAAAUGCUAUGCCAAUAGACAUACAAAAUAUUGAAUCAAUCAAACAACAGAAAGAGCCAACAUUAAUGAAGAAUAGAAUAAAUGAAUCUACACGGGAAUUAUCUAGUGAUACUAAAUUAACUUCUCAAGAAUUGGAUCAUCUUUGUUCAGUAAUGAUACGUGCAAAGGAAUUUGAUGAAAAAGAAUCAAAAAAUUUUGAAGGUCAAUUAUGUAAAUAUACCAAUGUGGUUAAAGGUUGGCAAUAUCGUUGGUUCGUUAUCAAUUCUAUUGGUGGCAUGCUUGAAUAUUAUACGUCAAAAGAUAGACAUAAACAGAGAGGUUAUUUUUGUCUUGCCAAUUGUCAAGUGAUACCAUCUGAUGAAGAUUCGCAAACAUUUUCCGUUCAUUCUGCCGGUGGAGAAGUUUAUAAAUUAAAAGCAGCCAAUGCAAAAGAUCGACAAAUAUGGGUGGAUAAUCUACGUUUGGCUGUACAAUUACAAGAAGAUAAAAUACAACAAAAUUCGACAAUAAAUUCAAUCAAAUUCAAUUCAGAUUUAUUAAGCUCUUUUGAUGGUGUACAAAAUCAGUUAUCAGUGGCCAAAGAUCAUCAUGAUACAAUAGUGAAACUAAUUGAAAAUAUUUCCAAUACUGACGAAGAUUUAUUAAUCCUGAAAGCAACUUCAUUAGCUGCCAUUAAUUCAUUGGAGCAAUGUUUUUCCGUAUUAGAAUCAUUGAAUUAUAGUAAUAAUAAUUAUUAUAAAAAAUAAAAUAAAAAAUUCUUUAAAAAUCUUAA